UAUGCUGAAGGAGACAAGCUGCGGAGAUGCCCCCGUUGCAGGGCUGCGUUUAGCACCAAGUUCCUCGUGCCGCGGAGCUGGUGGACGACGUUGGCGAGGAGGUCGAACGGGUACUUUGGGUAUCAGGAUGUUGUUGACGAUAGCGGGCAGAGAACAGGGACAAUCACCUGGACGCGCUUCAUGGUCAAGCGCAUAAGCAAAGUCCUCGACAGGCACGGCCACGACGAGAUCCAGUACCACUGGGUCAAGCUCAACGCCUUCACGCGGUGGCACGCGUCUUCUCGCAGCAACCGGACCGAAGUCGUCCUUUUUGACCACCCGCAGUUUGCGCGGCUCGUGGGCGCCUCGCUGCUGCGGGACGUGAACCCCCGGGAGCUGGGCGACCCGUUCUGGGUGUUCCCCAGCAUGGUGGACGAGAUGGUGCAGCUGCAUGACGUUACCAUCUGGGAGUCGCGCAACCUGAUUCGGGAUUUCGAGAAGAGGAGGGCGUUUUAUCGGUUCCAGCACAGUUAUCUGCAUGAGAUCCCGCGGCACCUGACGCAUGUCAACGAGACGGUGUAUGUGACCGAGUCGGUGCUUGAUAGCAUUGAGAAGAGCCACAAUCACUUUCUCAACACCAACGCGGGAAGACCGGCGGCGCUGCCCAACCUCGUGUUUCUCAAUAUCCAGCGCAGGCUGGACGCCUUCCACAGCAUGCUGACCAACCUCCGGCACCGGGCAGAGUCCAACAGCGCGCGCAUCACAAACGAAAUGGCGCUCACGUACAACGACGCCGCGCGGGUGGACUCGUCGGCGAUGCGGGCGAUUUCGCUGGUAGGGCUGGUGUUCUUGCCGGCGGCGUUUGUGGCGGCGAUUUUCAGCACGUCGUUUUUCAACUUUGAUGCCCCGACGGGGGUGUGGCGGCUUUCGGGCCAGUUUUGGAUAUACUGGGCGGUUACGGUGCCGUUGACUGCGUUGACGGUUGUUUCGUGGUUUUGGGGGACGUGGUGCUUGGAUCGGGUUUGGCCGGGGUGGAGGAGGUGGGUUGAGUGA
Molecule: messenger RNA, 1032 nt
Organism: Trichoderma reesei QM6a
Lineage: Eukaryota; Fungi; Ascomycota; Sordariomycetes; Hypocreales; Hypocreaceae
Exons: 3
Source: RefSeq, a predicted model, not a curated record